CGGGUGUGGUUACCGUGGUGACGGUGCGGCCUGGGCCCGAGGCGCCGGCAGUCCGUGAAUUGCUGCGGCUCCCUCCGGGUGGGUAUGCGGCCGGGGUCGAGUCCGAAGCAGCGCAAAUGGGGAACUUAUUCGGCCGGAAGAAGCGGUCCCGAGUGACCGACCAGGAUCGCGCCGUCCUGCAACUAAAGCAGCAACGUGAUAAGUUGAAGCAGUUCCAGAAGAAGAUUGCUAUUCAACUUGAAAAGGAGCGUGAACUAGCUCGACAGCUGCUUCGUGGUGGCAAAAAAGAGAAAGCCAAAUUUUUGCUCAAGAAGAAACGAUAUCAGGAGCAACUUCUUGAUAAAACUGAAGUUCAGAUUAGCAACCUUGAGAAAAUGGUUCAGGAUAUUGAAUUUGCUCAAAUAGAAAUGAAAGUUAUUGAAGGACUAAAAAUUGGAAAUGAUUGUCUUCAAAAAAUGCAUGAGAUCAUGUCUAUUGAAGAAGUAGAAAGAAUAAUGGAUGAGACCCAGGAAGCUGUUGAAUACCAGCGGCAAAUUGAUGAAAUUUUAUCUGGGGGUAUAUCUCAAGAAGAUGAGGAGGCCAUUCUGGCUGAACUAGAUGUUAUAACUCAGGAAGAAAUUGAAUUACCAGAAGUUCCUACAGAGCCGCUACCGACCAUAUCUGCAAGGGAGAAAGGAAAAGAACCAGUUAAAAACACAGCAAAACAAGAGAUGGUGGCAGCAUCAUAACUGAAAUUCGGACUUUCAGUGACAUUGUCGUAUAUAAUUUCUCUUCAGUAUGUUUUAUAGGGUUGAUCAUGAUUCACCACCCGUUUUGAGGGUUGAGAAAUUCAGACUCUACAGGCAUAUCAGGAGAACCUUUACUCUUUCAUGACAUUAUUUACUUUUUUAAAAUGAAAAUUCCAUCUUGACUUUUUUUUAAUGUAGUUUUUACUUUUAAAAAGUCCAAAAACUGAGCCGUGCUGCAGAAUCCUAAAGCCAGUGUUUCCUUAAUAUUCCUAUAUGAGACGUAUUCUCAAUCAAGCUAACGUACACAUUUCAGGAUCUGUUUAGUCCUAAAAUUUGAAAUAGUUUCCAGAUAAGUCUGCACUGACCCAGUAAUAUAAUAGUGGAUAAAUAUGACAAGAUGCAUUUAUAUCUGUAAACUUUCAACUUUUCUUAUACUAUUUAAGUAAGAUUCUAGGCAGUACAGCAUUGAAGGGAAUGCAAUCACUAAGGGAAUGAAUAGCCAGGUGUGUAAAAAGUCCCCAUAGAUAUAGAACAUUUGGCACUGUGAUGGGAUACUCAUUGUAAAUGUAUUCUGUUCUUUUAACAAAUUCUCUGACAUGAAACAUUAAAAAAUUUGAACUGUAUUUAAAAAGGCUUAUACCGAAGAUUUUUAAUUUAUAGGGCUAAAAGCAGUAUUAUAAAAUCUUUAUUAUAUUUGUAACGUCCACAUAAAUAAGAGCCUCAAAUGAACUCUGUAACACUGUGCGAUGGAAUUCUGCGGGCAGUGCUUUGGGCUAAGCAUCAUUGCUAAAUUUGUAAAUGGAUAGAGUUGAGCAUCAUUGCUAAAUUUGUAAAUGGAUAGAAUUGAAAUAAUGGUUACAAAAUGGAAUGUAAUAAGUUGAUCAAGGUUUCACCUGGUUCCAUUAUAGUUAUCCAAAUUAUUUUAAAAAAAAGUUUGGAACUACUUUGUAAUGCCACUGGGUACUUGUAAAAUCUCUUGCUGUGUGAUGCUGAAUUUGAAAUGGAAGGUUUGGGCUUUGUAAGUAAAGAUUGAAAAUGAUUUUUGAGCUGCUAAUCAAACUUUCAUUGUUCUGUUUUAUAAUCAUGUUACAAAUAUGUUAUUUAAUUGCAGCUUGAUUUCCUUAGACACCAAACAGAAUAGUUUUGUACCACAAGGUUAAAUUACAUGUUUCUUGUCUUGUACUUGUAUCCUUUGGUCACCUUAUACUAGGUUCUGUUUGCAUGUAGUGAAGAUCUGUUCAACAUGGAACUAUUCUGUUAAAGCCACCUCCAGAACAUUAUGAAAACUCAGUCACCCUGAGUGGAUACACAUUUUUGUCGUAAAUCCUACUGUGCACAACCAUAGUUAUUGAGAAAUGUUUUAUUAUAAAAAAAGUUUUUUUUUACGUAUUGCAAGGUGGUGAGAGAAGAAUGGUGGUUGGUCCUUACACUAACAACCUUGUACAAGUGAAAGGCCAGGCGAUAUGAUUGAGAUUCUUAAUCAUGCCUGUGCCAUGAGGGUGGUGCUGAAUAGAGGCCAAGCAUUUCGCCACAGGGAAGAAAACGUGAGGGCAAAUCACCCAACUGUUGUUGAAAGCAGUUCAAGACCAGCAUUGGCAAAGUGUUUGGGUGUACUGUGUGUGUGUAUGCGUGUGUGUGUGUGUGUGAGUGUGUCUGGUGCAUGCAGGGAGUAAGAACCUUUUUUUCUGACAAACUCGAAUGACAAGUCACAGAAGUGUAAGAAAUUACUUGUAUAUUUAUUUUUAAUCAGUUGUAGUAGGUACUCUUUUUAAAAGGGGUAAGCUUGCUUUCAUACCUAAAAUAAAACUUGUUUUCAUCAUUAAAAUUUGAAGAUUACAGCUUGAUUGAAAUUCUUACUUAUAGCACAUAACCUGAUAAACUUUUGUGCAUGUAUCAAACACUGUACUUGGAUACAUGAAUGUAAGAUUUGUGCCCAGAAGUAUUUUGCCAAACAAAAUCAAAAUUUCUGUCAAGGAUGAUUUAAUGGUUGUGGCAAUUGCCUUAUAAUCUUGGUGUUAUGACCUUUUUGGUACUGUGCUUUAAAACUUACAAAUUCACAGCUUUUUUGACCUCUGUAAAAACAAAAAAAUUUCUACAAAUUGUAUUUGUUAUUACAAAGUAGAAUAAAAAUAACCAUAAUUUGAAUUUUGAUGUUUUCUCAAUAAAUAGAAGUGGGAAUGCAA
Molecule: messenger RNA, 2911 nt
Organism: Carcharodon carcharias (great white shark)
Lineage: Eukaryota; Metazoa; Chordata; Chondrichthyes; Lamniformes; Lamnidae
Gene: chmp6b
Product: charged multivesicular body protein 6b
Exons: 8
Coding region: 117-728 (203 amino acids)
Biological process (GO): vesicle budding from membrane; late endosome to vacuole transport via multivesicular body sorting pathway
Cellular component (GO): multivesicular body; ESCRT III complex
Source: RefSeq, a predicted model, not a curated record